Folsomia candida is the source of this 1142-nucleotide messenger RNA. Its product is annotated as calcium release-activated calcium channel protein 1. The transcript is spliced from 7 exons. Gene Ontology annotation, molecular function: store-operated calcium channel activity. The coding region runs from base 101 to 1015 and encodes 304 amino acids. The record is from RefSeq and is a predicted model, not a curated record. NCBI's taxonomy places the organism in Eukaryota, Metazoa, Arthropoda, Collembola, Entomobryomorpha, Isotomidae. Gene Ontology annotation, biological process: store-operated calcium entry. Gene Ontology annotation, cellular component: membrane.
AAAGUUGCUUGAAGUAAGUCUACUCUUGCCACACGACUGAGGAGUGGUUGUAAAUGCGGAUUAUGCACCUCUUCCUCGUUAUCUUAUCUCCUCGAACUGAAUGUGUUACCUGACGUUGCAUUGCUCAACUAAAUAUAACCAGGAAUUUAAGUACACGAGUGGUAAGAAAAUGUCCGUGACCAAUCUGAGUGCACAUUCGAUGGGAGGAGGUGGGGGAGACCAGGAAGUCGUCCACACGGCGGAAUACCUCUCUUGGAGAAAGCUGCACCUGGCCAAGUCAAAAUUGUCGAAUGUGUGCGAGAUGGCUUCGUUUAUGGCUGGGUUUGCAGUGGUGGCCACGGUAGAGUUGCAAAUCAACGACGAGGAUGCAAAUCCAGCCCUUCUUGUCGCCUUUGUCGUCACCACUGCUCUUCUCGUGGGCACUUCCAUGAUGGCAAUCAUGAUCUCGACCUGCUUGCUCCCACACAUUCAGGCUGUGGCGAAAAUGUCGCUGAUUUCGCAAGUUGGUCAAUCUCCCCAUGAGAGGAUGGCCCAUCUCGUCGAUCUUUCCUGGGUUAUGGCCAACACGGCCUCACUCUUCUUCUUCACUUUGGAUGUAAUUCUGCUCUGUUGGAUCAAGUUCACCUAUUUUUCCCCAGCCGCCUCGAUCGCCGCCACGGCCAUCAUGGGGCCCGUACUCGUCAUAAUUCUUCUCUUCGGGGUCGCAUUUUACAGGAAAAUUACAAAACAUCAGUACGUUCUGUCCACCAUGAAGUUCGAAGAGCUGGAGCGGAUGAAGGAACAGUUGGACAGAGAGGACUCGCUUGUUCUCGCCAUGUCGAAAGCGGGAUCCGCCGCCACGAUGCACACGGUCCAGUCCAACCAAAAUCUUCAAAAUCAGCCAUCCCACAGAGUACUUCAAGCCCUCCAGAGGUACGAUUCCCCUCGAGCCUCGCUAAGGUCACGCGACUCGUCCGACAGCGAGGGCUCGUUUUCUAAGAGGUCGAGAAGUAGAGGCUCUAUUUUCAUCGUGUAAUUUAACUUAGGUAGGAUUAAUUUUGUAAUUUCGGCGCCAAUCGUAAUUAAUUUUCUUAUUUAAACGCACACUUAAAUUAUGUACUAUUGGCAGAUAAUAACAUUUUUUAAAGAAUGAUUUAUUCAAC